Messenger RNA from Pocillopora damicornis (cauliflower coral), 399 nucleotides. RefSeq lists its product as uncharacterized. NCBI's taxonomy places the organism in Eukaryota, Metazoa, Cnidaria, Anthozoa, Scleractinia, Pocilloporidae. The record is from RefSeq and is a predicted model, not a curated record. Gene Ontology annotation, molecular function: ubiquitin-protein transferase activity.
AUGCUGUUGUGCUAUGGGUCGUGCAAUACCGACGAACUUAGGUGUUUGGGCAUGGGCCGAGUUUAUAUUCGGCCCAUACAAGUAGAUAUAACUUUGGGCGACAUAGAGGAUGAUGAUGAACAUGCGGAGGAGUGUCUGCUUUGUAGGGAGUCUAUCCCAUUGCGCGGGAUGCGAGCCCAUAUGGAAACGUGUCGGGGUGAAACAAGGCCUACAGAAACAAAUCAAUAUUUCAGAGAGGAAGAACGAGUUAACCCAGCAGAACUGCCCAAUCAGCCUCUCAGUGGCACUGAGCAGAACUCACUGGAACUGCCAGAACAGCCUCCUCGUGGUACUGAUCAGGCUUCAAUAAGUCAUGACGAAGCAGCCGCCAAUGAAGAGGAACCUGUCCCGUACGAGGAG